GUGCUCUUACCACAGUCCCGCUGCAGGAUCGUGAUGUUUUGGAGGAUGAGCUGGCUCACACUGGCUGCAAGGAGCAACUUUUCGAGCUGGAAAACUGUCCUGAGGGCACUGUGCCCAUGGGUCCUGCGAUCCUGAUAUACUAUGCGCCGGCGCUCAUGCAGAAGGCUGGGAAGUCGGAUCCCAGCUCCGCGAUGAGGAUACUGGCAGAGAUCUUCCGGCAAGCGCGGCAACUCUGGCC
Messenger RNA from Symbiodinium necroappetens, 238 nucleotides. The record is from the annotation of a GenBank genome assembly. NCBI's taxonomy places the organism in Eukaryota, Dinophyceae, Suessiales, Symbiodiniaceae.